GGAAGACUAAAAUCAAUAGGACAGAUAUUUCUGUUUUACUUCUGAUGCUGUGUGCUUGGUCAGGAGUUGUUAUCUGGGCUUAUGGUGACAUGGAAGAAAUAUUAAUGUGAUAAAGGAGUGAGAAGAAUAUGUGUUUUCAUGAAGCAAGAAGCUGAGAUCCUCAUUAGAGGCUGCUUUAUAACAGCCAGCCAGAGAUCUGUAGAUUUUAUUUUUCAACUGAAUAAAUGGGAACUUGUGCCUAGGAUUUGUGCUAGAAACAUGAAGAACUGGGUGUAGGAAAAUAUUACACAUGGAGCACAAUAUUUGUUUUUAUUCUUAAUUUUUUUAUUGUUUAUUUUGUAGGAGAGAAUCUGGGACUGCAGAUGAGCAAUGGGAAACCACUAAGAUAAGUAAAACUGAACUUGCUAACUAUAUACAUCCAGACAUCCCAACUCUCCCUGAAGUUCAUGGAGUCUCCCUGAUUGUAAUAGCGGCUCCCUGAUGCCAUGGAAUGCAAUCUCCCUGAAACUCCAAGUACCAUGAUCCAAUGUGGCCCAAAUCCGGAAAAGUUUUUCUUUAAAGGGCCACUAUAUGCAAGUGAAUGGAAACACGUUUUUCUAAACUAUUCUACUUCUGCAUGGAGGCCUCCUGCCGCUAGGGGGCGAACUCAGAACCUUAGGAGAGCUACUCUUUUUUGCUCUCUAUGGAGUGUGCGCCGGAAACUGAAACAUCAGGUGAUGUACACAGACGUAAUAGCCGGUGGCAGACACAUUUUCUAAUCCCGAGGAAAUAAGUUAUGCAGAGAUUAUAAAACUUUCCCUUCGACAAAGUGCAGAUUGAUAGCUAACAAAGUGGCCAUGUCAGAAACAAAGUCUCAGAGGAAUACAGAUGAUUCACAUGAGAAUCCGGCCAAAAGAUUUCGUUCAGAGGAAGGCCACGGGUCAAAAGUUGCAGCGCAUUAUAAUGAACUUCAAGAAAGUGGUUUACAGCAACGCAGCCAGUCACGGAUUUUUUUCCUCCGGAAUUUUAAUAAUUGGAUGAAAAGUGCUCUUAUUGGUGAGUUCUUAGACAGAGUCCGGCAGAAGAAGAAAAGUGAUAUCACUGUGCUAGAUCUCGGCUGUGGAAAGGGAGGAGAUCUACUGAAGUGGAAAAAGGGUGGUAUUGACAAGAUUGUGUGUACAGAUAUAGCUGAAGUUUCUGUCAAGCAGUGUGAGCAACGAUAUUUGGAUAUGAAAAAGAGAUGCCGUAAUGACUAUAUUUAUCAUGCAGAGUUUGUGACAGCAGAUUCUACUAAGGACCUUCUGUCUGAAAAAUAUGAAAAGCCAGACAUGAAAUUUGACAUCUGCAGCUGUCAAUUUGUUUACCAUUACUCGUUCGAAACUUAUGAGCAGGCUGACAUGAUGCUGAGAAACGCCUGUGAAAGUCUGAGCCCUGGAGGAUAUUUCAUCGGCACAACUCCAGAUGGCUUUGAGCUUGUCAAGCGUCUUGAAGCAUCAGAUACAAAUUCUUUCGGCAAUGAUAUCUACUCUGUCAAUUUUCAGGAGAAGGGGAAUUAUCCGCUGUUUGGCUGCAAAUAUGAUUUCAGCUUGGAAGGAGUUGUUAAUGUACCAGAAUUUCUGGUUUACUUUCCUGUACUAGAAGAAAUGGCUAAGAAGUAUAACAUGAAACUAGUCUACAAGAAGACCUUUCAAGAAUUUUUUGAUGAGAAGAUUAAAAAUGAGGAACAUAAAAUGCUGUUGAAAAAAAUGCAGGCUUUAGAGCAAUAUCCUGCAGCGCCACACUCCAAAUUAGUCUCUGAUAACACUGAGGAUUAUGAACAUGUGAAAAGUAAGAUGGAAAAUAGCCAGGAAAAGUUACCUCUGGGAACAUUGAGCAAAUCUGAAUGGGAUGCUACAAGUGUAUAUCUAUUGUUUGCAUUUGAGAAACAACCUUGACUGAAGAAAACCUCUGAACAGAAGCGUGACUCAUCUAUUAAUUUUUAGUAUCCAUGUGUUAUGUACUUUUGGACCUACAUCUCUGUAUUAAAACAAUAUAAAAAGAAUGGUUUGUAAUUAGCUCUUCCCCUUACUGCUUACAAUUAGUUCUAAAUUUCUAAUAGAUUUUCCUCAGUGUGCUGUAUAUUUAUGAACCAAGAAAAUGGGCAGGUAGAUAGUGUAGAAUAUCUAAACCUACUAUUUAUUGUAUAGAUGCUACACGUAUGUGUGAGCUAUGGACACUCAGGAGAGAUUUACUUUUUCGUUUUAUUAACACAAAUGUGGCUAAAACCUGUAGCAUUUAAACAAUGCAAUGACUUGUUGAAAGAGCUUCUUACGAAGGUAGUUAAUUCAAAGGAAUAAAAGUUUUAAAGGCCACAGGCUGUGAAUUAUGCAAGACACAAAUGCCUGUCUGAGAUAGGUGAGAACUGUACAUAAAUGACAAUAGUGUAGGUAUUCCUUUUAUAUAUUUUUUAAAUAUUAUGUUGUGGGAGAACCACUUUUCACAUGUUUUGCUAGUUAGUUAAUUUUCUGUUCUGUAAAAACAAAGGAAAAAAUUGUGAUUGUAUUUUCUAUCAUGUUGGAAUCAAUAAAUAUAUAUGAUUUGGUGAUUUUUACUCUGUAAAGCUUAACUUCAUUUGCUAAUUUAGAAUAAUUGUAAAAGUUAUACCAACAUCAAAAUAAAUUUCAAUUCUCCCAUGUGUAA
Molecule: messenger RNA, 2658 nt
Organism: Bombina bombina (fire-bellied toad)
Lineage: Eukaryota; Metazoa; Chordata; Amphibia; Anura; Bombinatoridae
Gene: RNMT
Product: RNA guanine-7 methyltransferase
Exons: 12
Coding region: 837-1913 (358 amino acids)
Biological process (GO): 7-methylguanosine mRNA capping
Cellular component (GO): nucleus
Molecular function (GO): mRNA 5'-cap (guanine-N7-)-methyltransferase activity
Source: RefSeq, a predicted model, not a curated record